Molecule: messenger RNA, 3064 nt
Organism: Crotalus tigris (Tiger rattlesnake)
Lineage: Eukaryota; Metazoa; Chordata; Lepidosauria; Squamata; Viperidae
Gene: MEIS2
Product: Meis homeobox 2
Exons: 14
Coding region: 1537-2739 (400 amino acids)
Biological process (GO): positive regulation of transcription by RNA polymerase II; animal organ morphogenesis; brain development
Molecular function (GO): DNA-binding transcription activator activity, RNA polymerase II-specific; RNA polymerase II cis-regulatory region sequence-specific DNA binding
Source: RefSeq, a predicted model, not a curated record
UAGGAUACUUCCCCCCCCCCUUUCGGGCUGUUUGCAGUUCCCACGCACGCACGCACCCGGCAGCCCAUCUCUCUCUCCCCCCCCCUCUUUUUGCUCCCUCUCCCGCUUCUUCUCUUUCUCCUUCGUUUUCUUCUUCCUCCUCCCGAGACUCCCUCUGUAUCCUUCCACUUUUCCGCGCCUAUCCGGAAAGGCGACCCGGCUUGGUUGAGAUUUCUGAACGCGGUGCAUCGCGCCCCCCGCCUCCCCACCCCGGGUGGCGUGGAAACAGCCCUGAUUGCACACUCUGCAUAUCGCAGACUGUAAGCGCGAGCUGGGCUCGCCCGUUUUCGCCCGCGCUCUCUUCUCCCUCUCCCUUGUAUGUGUGUCUCUCUUGUAGGACUGGCUAUGGCCACCACUACUUCCGGGUUCCGUCAUUUCAUUCUCCCGCCGAUCAGCGCCGCAAAACUGAGCCUCUUCUAUAAGCCAGCCAGCAGCCAACCUGCCAACACUUACUGACACUCACUCAUCUCAGAGGGAGAGGUGAAGAGGCAAAAUACCUACCGGGAGGGGGGGGGAAAGCAACGCGCGCGCACACACACACUCACACAAGCACGCACAUACACACGCACACAAAAAGAACGGAGGAAGUCCACGUUUUGCAAACUAUUCCAUUUUUCUUCGCAUCCUACCCCACCCUCCCCCCUCCCGGUAGUUAUUUUUUUUUUUUAAAGAACCUAUAGCUUUCCUACAAGCAAACCCCAAACGCGGACUUACUGAGAAAGAAUCCGAGGUUAAAAGAUUCCUCUUUUCUUCUUCUUCUUCUUCAUCAUCAUCAUCAGCCAUCAUUCAUUCACUACCUUGACAUUCCAUGGCUUUGAUUGACAGCUGGAGUGGCAAAAAGCCAUGAGACACGACAGUUUGGUUACAUGUGGGUUGCUGACGGGCCGAUCGUAACCUUCAGUGUGGGGCUUGACGACUUUUAUGUUUAUUUUUUUUAAAAAAAUUACCAUCAUAUUUUUUUUCACGUAAAAGAAGAAAAAAAGGAAAGGCACAGAAAAGGGAAAUAAAGAAGAGCACGCGGGGAAAACAGACAAACUCUCUACGUGGUUUAUUUUUCCCUACUUUUUAUUGUUUAUAACGAUUGUCUUUAUGAAUAUUUACGCUUAUUGGAGAACUCUAUAAGUGGGUCGGAGAAACAAGGGAAAAGGGAUUUUUCUUCUUCCUUUCCUUCUUCUUCAGUCACUUUGUUGGUGGUGUUACUGGACUGGGAUAUUAAAUAUAGGACACAUCCCGGAGUUUAUUGGAGCGCAGACUGAUGGCGCAAAGGCUUUUCCCCCAACAGCGCGAUUUCCCUGCUCCUCUCUAACUGCUCAGUGGCGCGCGGUUUACAGGGGGGAAGGUUUGCCUGCUGCUGCUGCUGCUGCUGCCGCCGCCGCUGCCGCCGCCGCCGCCGCUUCUGCUGUGGCUGUUGCUGCCGCUGCCUGGGAAAUACAGCUACAUUUGCUGCUUAGUUUGUCUCUGAUUUUGACAAGGACGAGGGGGAAUCGCGACUAAAUAAUGUUUCUGUACGAUGAGCUGCCUCAUUACGGCGGGAUGGACGGAGUAGGGGUACCUGCUUCCAUGUAUGGAGACCCUCACGCCCCCAGGCCGAUCCCCCCAGUACACCAUUUGAACCACGGGCCGCCACUGCAUGCCAGCCAGCAUUAUGGAGCCCAUGCCCCGCACCCCAAUGUCAUGCCAGCCAGCAUGGGAUCGGCUGUCAAUGACGCCUUGAAGCGGGACAAGGAUGCAAUCUAUGGGCACCCGUUGUUCCCUCUGUUAGCUCUGGUCUUUGAAAAGUGCGAGCUCGCCACCUGCACUCCCCGAGAGCCUGGGGUGGCCGGCGGAGACGUCUGCUCCUCCGACUCCUUCAAUGAGGACAUCGCCGUCUUCGCCAAACAGGUUCGGGCAGAAAAACCACUUUUUUCUUCAAAUCCAGAAUUGGAUAAUUUGAUGAUACAAGCGAUACAAGUCUUAAGGUUUCACCUUUUGGAAUUAGAAAAGGUUCAUGAAUUGUGUGAUAAUUUCUGCCAUCGGUACAUUAGCUGUCUGAAAGGCAAAAUGCCCAUAGACCUAGUUAUUGAUGAAAGAGAUGGCAGCUCCAAAUCUGACCAUGAAGAACUCUCAGGAUCAUCCACAAAUUUAGCUGACCAUAAUCCUUCCUCUUGGAGAGAUCAUGAUGACGCAACGUCAACGCACUCAGCAGGCACACCAGGGCCUUCCAGUGGGGGCCAUGCUUCCCAGAGUGGAGACAACAGCAGUGAGCAAGGGGAUGGUUUAGACAACAGUGUAGCGUCUCCCGGCACAGGUGAUGAUGAUGAUCCAGACAAGGAUAAAAAGCGUCAAAAGAAAAGAGGAAUCUUCCCCAAAGUAGCAACAAAUAUCAUGAGAGCGUGGCUUUUCCAACAUCUCACACAUCCGUAUCCUUCAGAGGAGCAGAAGAAACAGUUAGCUCAAGACACAGGACUUACAAUUCUACAAGUAAACAACUGGUUUAUUAACGCCAGAAGAAGAAUAGUACAGCCUAUGAUUGACCAGUCAAAUCGAGCAGGUUUUCUUCUUGAUCCUUCAGUGAGCCAAGGAGCAGCAUAUAGUCCAGAAGGUCAACCCAUGGGAAGCUUUGUAUUGGAUGGUCAGCAACAUAUGGGAAUCCGGCCUGCAGGACCUAUGAGUGGAAUGGGUAUGAAUAUGGGCAUGGAUGGGCAAUGGCACUACAUGUAACCUUCACCUUGUAAACCAAUCACAAAGCAAGGGGAAAGUUUGCAAGGCAUACCAGGGGACUACAUAUCUCAGGGUGGUCCUAUGGGUAUGAGUAUGACACAAUCAAGUUACACUCCUUCCCAGAUGACCCCUCACCCUACUCAAUUAGAACAUGGACCCCAAUCCAUUUAUAUUUGCCAAGUCACUCCAUCACCCAGCCAUGAUGAUGCAUGGAGGAUCCCUUACCCAUCCUGGAAUGACCAUUUCAGCACAGAGCCCCACCAUGUUAACUUCUAUAGAACCCAAUGUCGGUGGACAGCUUAUGGACAUUCAUGCCCAAAUAGUA